GAAAAGUACCGAGAGUGUAGAAACAGAAAGAGCUGAUAAAAGAUCAAAUUGAAAAAUCAUCAAAUUUUAACAAUUUUCUUUUAUUAUUUUAACAUUUAAAGUUAUAUUUUCAGUAAUGAAGAAACAGUUAAUCUUUUUUCUUCAAAUAAUUUUCCUUACUUCAGUUACCGCAACGACACACUCUGUUAAAGAUUUAAAAAAUAUAUUUAAAGAUGAGCUCUGCAUAGAAGGUAAUAUUAAUAACAUAUAUUCCAAAAAGAAAGACACUGUGGUUGUGAAGAGUAAACAAACUGAAGGUCUUCUCAACCUUACUUCUGUAGGAACAGUAGAGGAGUCUGAAAAGCCAGUAUUAUCCAGACUGAAUGAACUAGUUGGCUACAAUCAAAUUGAUUAUUAUUUCAAGCUUGAAAAUGAAGAGGGUCCUCCACAUAACAGGAUGUUUACAGUAGAACUCACCUUAGGCAAGGAAAAAUAUAUAGGAAAAGGAAAAAGUCUUAAAAAAGCCAAACAAGAAGCUGCCACAAAAGCUUUAGAAAAAACUGAGUAUGAUGUUCCUGAAAUAAAAAACAAAACCCCAGAAGAUAUUGAGAAACUCACUCCCACUGUUCUUCUAAAUAAUAUAGCCUCUAAAUUGGGUGUUGGAGUUACAUAUUAUCUUCUAGAUAGGAAUAAAGAGGAAAUACUCCAUUCCAACAUCGUUAUGACUGAUAAAAAGAAAUCAUAUAUGCAAAAACUGAAUGCCUCUAUUUACAAUGACAAAAAAUUAAGAAAAAAGAAAGAUAUUGAUUCAACCAAAGGUCCAUUUAGACUGAAGUUGAAAUUUGCUGAUUAUACAUUCUUUACAACUUCACAUUCCAUACAGGAGGGAAGACAUGAAGUUGCUGCACAGGCUCUGGAAUACUUGGUUAAAAACAAAGAUAGUCUAGACAUUGCUUGUCUGCAGGAGGGAUCUGAAGCUGAAUGCAAGAAGAAUAAAGAUGAACUGAAGUCACCCAUUUCCAAAGUAUAUGAAGAAGCACAAAAAAGGAAAUUGAGUGUAGAAUUUGAGGUCAUAAAAGAAUCUGGACCGUCUCACAAGAAAACAUUCAAAACUGAAUGUAGAUUGGGUGAUAUUGUAACAGAAGGCGAAGGAUUUUCUAAAAAAGAAUCAAAAACAGAUGCUGCUAUCAAUAUGUUGGCAAAAAUAGCUGAAUUGGAGCCUCUUCCAAUAGAGGUAGAAGCUAGGAAUUUUGUAAAAAAUGACAAGAAACAAAAUAAAAGGAAUAAAAAUAAAAAGAACAAGCUGAUUAAAACUAAGUUUGACGAAAUUGGGAUGAUGCUUGACAAAGUUGGAGAAUCUAUUAAACUAAUGACCACAAAUAUUUUUGGGGAAGAAGAACAGCCUACUGAUUCAACUGACUACGAGGCAAAACCUAAGGAAGUAAAAUCAAAAAAGAAAAGCGAUAAACAGCAGCCACGAACUAAAAAAUCAGCAUUUCAAGACGAACUGUUAGAAAUAAGCAACAUAUUAGGCUUUGGAAUAUCUUAUAUGGAUAUUUCUGAAAUUGAUAAACAUGCAUCUCUACUAUCUCUUUAUACCAAUCCAGAAUAUAUCUGCUUUGGUGAAGGCAAAACUGAGUCUGAAGCUAGAAAUAAUGCUGCUGAUAACGGAUUAGAUUUGUUGGAGAAAAUUGGUAUUUUUGAUUUAUUCCAAGAACAGAAGGAAACCAAUUUGGAGAGGGACACCAAAGAAGGAGUAAGAAUUGCCAUGCAGCAUAUAGUUUCUAAAAAGAAAGAGGAAUUAUAACAACCUCCCUAUGUUUUGUUGACAUUUAAAUAUUCUAUUUGUUAUUAAUAAAUAUUUUAGAUUAAC
This is a messenger RNA of Diabrotica balteata, 1852 nucleotides long. The record is from the annotation of a GenBank genome assembly. Lineage: Eukaryota; Metazoa; Arthropoda; Insecta; Coleoptera; Chrysomelidae.